This is a messenger RNA of Adelges cooleyi (spruce gall adelgid), 4280 nucleotides long. RefSeq names its product activated CDC42 kinase 1 (gene Ack). NCBI's taxonomy places the organism in Eukaryota, Metazoa, Arthropoda, Insecta, Hemiptera, Adelgidae. Gene Ontology annotation, molecular function: protein tyrosine kinase activity; protein binding; ATP binding. The record is from RefSeq and is a predicted model, not a curated record. Gene Ontology annotation, biological process: protein phosphorylation.
UUAUUAUUUGAUACGGUAACUAAACUUGAUAUUGCGUUUGUUGGGACUGUUGCUAUUACGAUUUGAAAUAAAAUUAUUAAGCCUUAGAUGUGUGUCAUUUGUUGUGCUAUCAUCUAGGAUAAUAAUUACGCAAUUGGCUUACAAGAAAUAUUAUCGACGAGUUCACAGAAAUUACGUUGUGACUUGUGAAUGUUAGGUGCUGCAAUUGAAAAUGGCAUUAUCUGACGAUUGUGACAACAAAGAAUGGCUACAUAGUCUAUUACUAGACGUCCAGCUUGAACAUUUCAUGACACGGAUUAUAGACGAACUUCAAAUUACACGAUUAUCACAUUUUGAGUAUGUAAAACCGGAAGAUUUAGAAAAUAUUGGGAUUAGCAAACCAGCUGCUCGAAGAUUGUUAGAAGCUGUUAAAAAACGUAAAAGCACUGAACGCCGUAAUAAAAUCCUAUCGCUUUUGGGUGGGACUCAAGCUAAUAAACAUUCAAAUGGAACACUAAAAAAAAAUUCAAUUUCCAAUCAACCUAUAUCUCCAGCGCUGUCUUUAACUUGUUUGAUUCUAGAAAGAGAUGUCAAAUUGGCUGAAAAAAUAGGUGAUGGAUCAUUUGGUGUUGUCAGCCGAGGCGAGUGGACCACGUCCACCGGUCGUGCCCUUCCAGUUGCUGUAAAAAUGCUAAAACAAGAUGUACCAUCGAUGCCACAGAUGUUUGAAGAUUUUGUUAAAGAAGUUGAAGCCAUGCACACAUUAGAUCAUUUGAAUCUUAUCAAACUGUAUGGAAUUGUUUUAACGCAACCAAUGAUGAUGGUAACAGAGUUAGCUCCGUUAGGCAGUCUUCGAGAUUAUUUAAGAAAACAGUGUGGCCGUGUUAUGAUAACCGUACUUUGGGAGUACGCUCUUCAAGUAGCUACAGGCAUGGAGUAUCUUGAAAACAAACGUUGCAUUCAUCGAGAUUUAGCUUGCCGUAACAUACUAUUAACUACGGCCAAUCAGGUAAAAAUUGGUGAUUUUGGAUUGAUGCGUCUGUUACCUAUGGAAGAAGAUUGUUAUGUGAUGACUGAACGACGUCGUGUACCAUUUCCUUGGUGUGCACCGGAAAGUUUACGUACUCGCCAAUUCUCACAUGCGUCUGAUACAUGGAUGUAUGGUGUUGCGCUUUGGGAAAUGUUCACUUUUGGUGAAGAACCUUGGGCCGGUCUUGAUGCUACUCAAGUUCUUACAAAACUUGUCCGUGAAAAACAGCGACUCGAACAGCCAGAAGCUUGUCCGAUCAAUUUGUACAGAUUAAUGCAACAAUGUUGGAACAUAGAUCCUGGAGAACGGCCGACUUUUAGUGACUUAAGGAGCUAUCUAAAAUCACGAUCGCCGAGUAUUAUGAAAGUGACUUCAAAUUUACCAGUUGCUGAAGGCUCGGGUGAUGAUUCAAACCGUUUAGAUGUAGAAGUCGAUGAUAGAAUUGUAGUAAUUGAUGGACAACCUGAUCAUUUUUGGUGGAAAGGACAAAAUGUAAAAUCAUUUAAAAUUGGAAAAUUUCCUAGACGAGCUGUCGAUCCAAUGAGGCCUAAAGCAUCCGAUGAUAUCAGCAAACCUCUUCGUAAUUCAUUCAUACACACUGGCCAUCAUGGAGAUGCUAGUGGCAAUAACUGGGGUUUCCACGAUAAAAUCGAUCAAGUGUAUUUAAACAAUCCGAUGGACCCACCUGACUUGAUAGGAACUCCAACAGUCGUGGAACCAGGUCCGCCUAUACUACCGAGUCGAAAAAAAUCUAGUCCAAAAAAUACGACUGAUGUAAUAGAAAAGAAUUUAAGGGCCAAGGCAGAAAAGUCCAAGAAUACAGUUCUUACAUCUAUACUGCCUUGUAAUAAGCAAUUUAAUUAUUCAAAACUUACGGAUGGGAGGAAACGACAAUUGAGACCUGCUCCAGGUAGACCUCCAGGCCCAUUUCCUAAACUGCCAAACAGUGAACAAAUUCUACUGGAUUUGGACGGAUGUACUCCCCCCCUACACAAUAACUUAAGCAGUUCCGUCAAUUCAAAUAUAUCUCUUUUAGACCAGCCAAUUGAUGUUGCAGAACUUGUGAAUUCACCAGACACAUACAAUUAUCAUCAUACCUAUAUGAAUAUUAACGGAUUGAAUCUAGCCGAACAGUCAUCUGAUCCGUUCGAUACUUCAGUUUUUAAUACCCAACCAACAGCUGAUGUUCAUGAGACGCUUCCUUGUUCUAGUGAACCGAUCUUGCAACCUAUAGCAGAUACAAAUAGCUCAUCUAAACUGGAUCUUAACUUCAUAGUGGAACUGGAGAAACAUUUAGGACAAAGAGAAGCCCAAGCAAAUACCAACGGACAAAUUUUAUUAGCCCCUCCUAGUUCUGUACCUAAGAAAUUAAACACAGAGCGAUCAAAUGCUGCUAUUCCUCGACCUACCAGUACGAUAAAUCAAUAUUCAACUAGUUUGGCAAGUUCAAGCAAUUACUUAGCUAGCGUAAACGAUGUAGCUGAAUUUGUGCCAAAGUACACACAAGAUUCGAGAUAUGCAGAAAAUCUCAACGUAACUGAAAAUAUAUUUAAAGAAAUGUGGAUUGGUGACAUUCCUGGAGGAGGAAAAGUUAAAAAUUCUGAUGUAUCUAAAAACUAUUAUAAAAAUACUUUGUAUUCCGAUUCGAAGACUGAAAAUCUUGGGAUAUCAUCCAAUUACAACUCGCCAUAUUAUAGUCCAGUCGACAUGUCAAGGUAUUACAGCCCGACACCAAAUAUUUACCAAAGUGUUCCUGAACCGAAUUCGUCUGAAUCCUCUGUUUUCCAACUUUGUACGUAUUUUAAUAACACGGUAACUGAAGACGAAUGUUUGGAUGCGUUAGAGGCAACAUCGUGGGACUUUUGGGAGAGUGUAAAAUAUUUAAAAAUCAACAACCUCCUAAGGUUAGGAAUGGCAUCUCGAGAAGCUUGUAUAACAGCUCUAAACAACUGUAAUUGGAAUGUUGAAGAGGCAGCUUCUACUUUAUGUGAUGCAGUAUGAUCCUAAUCCUAUUUUAUAAGAAAAGGUUUUUCCAAAAUAUUAUAUUUUCCCUUAAAAACAGUAGAUACAAAGAUUUGUUUGUAUUGUUUUGAAUAUAAGUAUUAAAUAUACCUGUGAUAUAAUAGUAUAACCGUUCCGAUAUUGUUUAAAAGUAAUGGUCAAUAAUAAUUUUAGUAAAAGUAAUCUGUAAUAACAUUGCAGUUUUAGGCAAAAAAAAAAUCAAAAUCUUAAUAUUAUAAACAUUUUAACUUGCAUCUCCCUUCCAUUAAUAAUUAUUUUUCAUAUUAUUUGUUUACAUUAAACUUCCAUUUAAUUAUUUCUUUCUGCAUUUAAAUUAUUAUCUUCUUUUUUUAUUAUAUUAAAAUGUUAUUGGUUAACUUAAAUUUUUUGACACUUUUUUACUCUAUAAUUUGUAUACAAAUUUCUCAACCAAUAAUUGAACAAAUACUCGUUUGUGACAUUGUUUUCUUAUUUAUAAAUAGACUGUUAAAAUAUUAAUUAUGUCAGUUUUUCAUUGAUUCGCUUGUAAGUUGUUUUCUAUUAUAUGUUAAUUUUGUAGUAUUGCGAACAAUAAGUAACACAGCCGCCCUUUUAUUAGUAUAUUUAGUUUAUUUCUAUCACAUGUUAUUUUCCAUCAUUAAUAUUGAUAAAAACAUGAACAAUUUACCACUCCUACUCGAUUAUAAGAUUUAAGUGUUUAUUAUAAUAUUAUAGUUGUAAGGAUUGUCUAUUAUGUAAGCUCUGUUCUUUUAAAUACUAUAAGAGAUUUUUUUAUAAUUUCUGUAGUUUUCUUAAACACUAUGUGUUUGCAUGGGGAUCAAAAGACAUUAGCAGUGGUACUCUUUCUGCCAAUAAGCAAUUUUUGUUUUAUGUAUACACAUUAUGCAUACAUAGAAAAGUGACGGCACCUACAAAAUGCAUACCCAAUGACGCUAAUGCUUAAAGUUAAUUUCCCAAAAUAUAUACCCUUAAAUAUGUUCAGAGUUUUUUUGUUUUCUUACCAAAUGUAAUACCAGUAUUGUAUUCCUUUAGUAUAGAAAUUACAGUAUCAAUUGCCUACUUGACUGGUAAAUCAAUAGCUUUUAAGUAUUAACGAUAACAGCGUAUUUAUUUAGUGUUAUUGUUAUGAAUGAGGUCUGAGGACACUCGUGAUUAUUUUGUCCGUUCAUAUGGUAUAGAACAAUAUUAUGUUGUAACAAAAAUUAUACAUUUUAUACCUACAUACCAGUAAGAUUAAAUAUUGUAAAUAAUUAAAUAUUAAAGACAUCUA